Messenger RNA from Zootoca vivipara (common lizard), 2223 nucleotides. RefSeq names its product disintegrin and metalloproteinase domain-containing protein 21-like. Gene Ontology annotation, biological process: male gonad development; proteolysis. Lineage: Eukaryota; Metazoa; Chordata; Lepidosauria; Squamata; Lacertidae. Gene Ontology annotation, cellular component: plasma membrane; external side of plasma membrane; sperm head plasma membrane. Gene Ontology annotation, molecular function: metalloendopeptidase activity. The record is from RefSeq and is a predicted model, not a curated record.
AUGGCGCGUGGCAGUGGUGGCCUCCACAAAUGGCUGUUUCUGCAGUUGAUGAAUCCUGUUAUUUUGCUGGGGUUCCUCCUUCCCACCAGCUCAUUUCCUCCUCCUGAGUCUACGUCGUACGAAGUGAUUAUCCCAAGGCGGUUGGUGCUUUGGGGAGGGAAAGCCAAGAAGGGUGAACUUUCUUAUAUCCUCAAGGUGUCAGGAAAGGACUACGUCAUUCAGCUGAAGCCCAGGAAGGAGGACUUCCUGGUCAAAAACCUCCCACUCUUCACAUACAGUUCCCAGGGCAGACGGAUCGAAAGUCAUCCCUACAUCCCUGUUGAAUGCUACCAUGAAGGGCAUGUGGAUGGCAUAGCCAAUUCGCUUGUGGUUCUUAAGACCUGCUCUGGCUUGACAGGAUUCCUAAGUAUCAGAGACAGAAAUUACGGCAUAGAACCUUUCCACGAUUCUUCAACUUUUCAGCACCUUCUCUACUUGAUCAAAGAACCAAGGCUGCCAAUGUGUGGAAUGAGAGCUCCAGUUGCAAAGCGUCAGGCAAAAGAACGGAAGAUAGAAAAGUGGCACCAGCCUGACCCGAGGCUCCCAAAAUACAUUGAGCUGUACGUUGUUGUGGACCAGAAGCUGUUUCAGUUUGAAGGUGCCAAUGAAACCAGGAUGACGUACCUCAUUUUGGACAUAAUUAACUUAAUUGAUGUGCAUUUCCACGAGGUGCACACACAUGUUGUCCUGAUCGGACUGGAGAUCUGGAACACAGGCAACCGAUUCGAGGUUACCAAUGACAUCAGGUUGCUUCUGAAUGCUUUCAAUAGCUGGAGAGUGAACAAUAUUGCGAAGUGGGUUAAGCACGACACAGCCCUGCUGUUCAUUCACCAGAAGUUCCACCACACCCUCGGGAAGUCGUACAGGAAUGCCAUCUGCAGGCCAAGCUAUUCUGCAGGGGUUAUGAGCUACUUGGAGAAGAAUCCAAUUCUCUUUUCAAGGGCCGUUUCCCAUGAGUUGGGUCACCACAUGGGGCUUGAACACGACGAAUCCAACUGUGUUUGUGGAGGAUACAAAAGCUGUGUCAUGCAUUCGUACCAGGCGGAAACGAGCAAGUUCAGCAACUGCAGCAUUCAUACUUAUGCAGAACUUGUGCUGCAUGGGCACCUGGACUGCCUGGCCAACACGCCCCCCAAAACAAUAGCUUUCAAGCGUUGUGGCAAUGGACUGCUGGAUAAGGGGGAAGAAUGUGACUGUGGCAGCUUGCAGAGGUGCAGGCAGGAUCCUUGCUGCAACACUGACUGCACCUUGAAGCCACAUGCACAAUGCUCUUCUGGGCAAUGUUGUAAAAACUGUAGCUUCCUUCCAGAGGGAAACCUUUGCCGAAUUCAGAUCAAUGAGUGUGACCUUCCUGAGUACUGUAGUGGGAAAUCUGAGUGGUGCCCCAAUGAUGUGUACAUGCAAGACGGGACGCCGUGCAGCGAACACAGCUCCCAUUGUUACGCCAAGCAGUGUUGGACUCACAACUUCCUGUGUGCCAGGAUCUUUGGCUAUGGAGCCAGAGCGGCUAAGGCAUCCUGCUUUCAGUCUCUGAAUACUGUGGGGAAUGAGUAUGGCAACUGUGGCGGCGAUUCGACAGGAAGUACUUUUGUGAAAUGCCAGCCUCAAGACGUAAAGUGCGGGAGAAUUCAGUGUACCAACGUCGUAGAGGUACCUUCAAUACCACACUAUUCCGUGACCCACACUGAGGUGUCUGGUGCUGCCUGCUGGAGCAUGGCCUACCACGGCGGGACAGAUUUUGUGGAUCUUGGAGUGGUGCCUGACGGCACUCCAUGUGACUCUGGGAAACUCUGCAAGAACCGGAAGUGCAUUUCCAGGGAGAAGAUAGCGUGUGAUCCCAAGAAAAAGUGCAGUGACAGAGGUAUUUGUAACAACCUCAAUAACUGCCACUGCAACUACGGCUGGGCCCCUCCGAACUGCAGGUUUUGGGGGCCCGGGGGAAGCAUUGAUGGCGGGUCUCCAGUACAGACCUGGAGCCCAAGAAAAGUGGUGAAACAAACUUUUGGAACAGUGAUCCCUCUAGGAAUCCUGGGUCUUGCCGCUAUCACUGUCAUUGCGCCAAGGCUGCUGAAGCUACUAGGAUGGUUUGGAAGUCAGCGUAGGCGAUUCACCAGCUCACGGGUUGGAGAGAAUCUGCAGGGCAGCGGCCCAGCUGUUGACAAAACUUUGGAUUCCAAAGAGUAA